AUGACUCGAGUGUUGAUAGUCUCCAGUCCGUCGUUUUCCGAACAACGCUCUAGCUUAGAAAACUUAGUCAACCAGACCUCGCUGUCGAAGAAUUUGCAGGUGUUUUCGGCCAGAUUGACGGUUAUUCAGGCGGACGACCAUUCAGCACCUUCGGUGCACAACGGUAAAAAUCCGGAUAUGGUAUGCGGCGAGGUGGCGGCAACGGCGCACGAGGACUGUUUGCCAAGACAGACGAUGAUCGUGCAUCAACCCAGCACAUCCUCGCAAGUAACGUCCGAAAGCCAAACGCUGACCGUCACUGUGUCUGACGGCGAGGGACAGCAGGAAACGCGAACCGUGUACCCCGUUGAGUAUGUUACUGGUUCGCAGACCAGCGUCGAUGACGUAAUAUUCGCGGAAGCAACGGCAACCAGUCCGAGCAUCCAACAAAUACAGCACGGCACCACCUACGCUCUCUUUACCGACGAAAGCUCCUACAGCCCUCAGUUGAACUACUUCCAGGACCAGGAUUGUCGAACGAUUCACUGGCUGCUUCAAAACUACGAAACAGCAGAAGGAGUGUCGUUGCCCCGGUGCACUCUUUACGACCAUUAUUUAAAGCACUGCGCCGAAAAUAAAUUGGAUCCUGUAAACGCAGCGUCGUUCGGCAAGCUGAUCCGGUCCGUUUUUCUUGGUUUACGAACGAGGAGACUCGGCACCAGAGGUAAUUCAAAGUAUCAUUACUAUGGAAUUCGUAUCAAACCGAACUCGCCUUGGAACCGCUACAGUACAGAGAACAUGAACGCCGUACUGAGGCAACAGUUGACCUCCGCCAAAAAGAGGAAGGUGUGCACAGGCAACAGUUCUUCGUCGGUUGAACCCUGCUCUGAGACCGGUUCCGAGCAGCGUGAGGAAAUGACCAAAGGAAAACUUGUGAACGAAAGCCGCGAAGAAGCAGCGACGGCCGUUUCGUCGAUCGUUGUUCCAGAAUGCCAUAGACAGUGUUUGGGCAACGGCUACAUACCGGAAAUCAUACCCCCUUGUCCACAAAAACCGGAAAUCGAGCAUCUGGGCCUCAGCUUUGAGAUCGUGGAGAAGUUCUUCAAAGAGUACCGACGAAACUGCGAGGAAAUUUUGGAGAUGGUUAAAAAUCUCAACUUUAAUGCCGUCGACGACAUUUGGCGCCACUUUUGGCAAAUGGACGAAACACACGAAUGUUUGAAUGACGAAGAAGACAGUAGCGGCGUGCUUCUUCGUUCGUCGGCGGGGAGGUUGUCGCAAUCUCAGUUGUACAGUCUUUGCACGUUGGAAGCCGUCCAAAACUACAUACAGACGAUGGACUUCCAGUUCUACCAAGUGGUCGUCGACGUGCUAAUCGGCAACGUGUUGAAGCCGGUCCCUAGUAAGCAUUUUGUUCGCUCAGCGACUUGUUGA
This is a messenger RNA of Soboliphyme baturini, 1413 nucleotides long. The record is from the annotation of a GenBank genome assembly. Lineage: Eukaryota; Metazoa; Nematoda; Enoplea; Dioctophymatida; Soboliphymatidae.